CGUACGAUCCAUCCGCUCUCUCUCCCCCAUAGACGCUUUCUCCGUCGAAGCUCGAGCUCCAUAGCUCUCUCUCUCUCUCUCUCUCCCUCUGCUCACUGCUCUCCGGCCAUAAUGUCAGUGUCAGCAAACGCGCAGAGAAGCCGCAAGGGGAAGAGGAAGCAUAACCGCAAGCCCUAAUCAAUCGCUUUACUUGCGGCACAAGCACUCGGGAACUGGUUUAAAGGGUCCUCUUUGGGUCUUCUUGUUCCCCCUUUGGAGUGGGUUCGCCGCAAUUUCUGAAAAUGGCAGCACCGCACUCGGAUGCUGCGAAAAUGGAGCAAAUUAUUACCGAAUUCUUCGCCAAAAGCCUCCAUGUGAUACUCGAAUCGAGGACCCCUUGUGUGCCUUCUAGUGAUACGAGCGGGGAAAAGGCUGAUUCAUCCCGACCGUCAUUGUCCGAUUCAUCCUCCUCGGGCGUGAGGCCGAGAGAUAAGUGGUUCAAUCUGGCCCUUAAGGAAUGCCCUGCUGUCUUUGACAGUAUCGAUACUUGGAACUGGAGCAAUCCUGAGUGUAUGGUGAUCGAUGUGAUCCUGAUCAAGAAAGUGGUUGAUUCGGUUUCUGGGGAUCAUAGUGAGGCGAGGGAAGAGGGUGAAGAAAGAAAUGAAAAGAUCAUCGAGAGAUGGGUGGUGAAAUACGAGGUCAAGAGGGCUGAGUCCGAGGGCCCUUCUAAGGGGAGAAAGAGGUCGGGCAAGAGUAUCUUGUCUGCGCUGUACAAGAAGUCAAUCCUCCUAUUGAGAUCACUUUAUACGACUGUCAGGCUUUUGCCCGCUUAUAAAGUCUUCCGACAGCUCAGCCUUUCGAGCAGUCUCUGCUCGUGCUUUCUAGCCCACAAGGUUUCUUCCUUUGCUGAGCCCUUAGAUCCUAAAGAAGAAGCAAAGAUGCAGCUUCGUGGUUUUGCUCCAUUAUACACCUCCUGUGGGAAGCUGUGCCUCUCGGUUCUGUAUCUAUCGAGAAUGUCAGAAGUUGUCUCGCAAACUUCAUCAAUGCCCGUGGCUCCAAAAUUUAUACCCGAUUAUGUGGGAAAUCCCUUAACUGAACCAGUCAAGAGUUUCCCUUCACUUUCUGAAGCACCUGCUUUUUUGCCUUCGAGGCAAUAUUAUUCAGCUAAUUCCCCACCUUCCUUUGCUUCAUCGCCUUCAUCGACGCACUCCGACUCUUGUGCUUUACCCCCACCUCAUCCACUUGUAAGUGCAAGUUCCCGUGAUAAGGGUGCUGAUGAGACUGGUAGUUUGAUGCAAGCUGGUGCAGCAGUUAACACGAUAUCCUUUUCUGGCAGAGAUGAAUGUGAUGAGAGGAAACCACUCAGAAACUUCCAGGAUGAGUUCAGUUAUUCUGAGAUUACCUGUGUAUUUGAUGUGGCUGGUAAUAAUCCGACCAACUCAUCAAGCAGAGAAUCUCAGAUUGCUGCUAUCGGUACUCUGGUAGAUAGUUUUCAGAAAGCCCAGCCCCUGAAGCGCCUAGUUAUACCGAGGACAACUGCCGAUGAUGCUUUCAGGGAGUUAGAAGGUUACAUACAGAUUAGUAAAUCUUUUGCAGCUGAUAAGGUUCGUGAAGGGCCCUAAAACAGCAAAAGGAUAUGAUGGAACUCUUCAGGAAGAUGUGGCAUUAGACUUCCUGGACAAUGGGUGUAUUUUAGAGGGUCUCAUUGAAUCUUGUUAUUUCUGUACAGCUUUAGAGGUCUUUUUCUAUAUGUCACUUUAGAGUUCCGAUUCUUGGACAGGAUUCGGCAGGCAGAUUUUGGAUAAACCAAUGUAAUCAUAAAGAAGAAAGAUACUGUUGUACAUAUAGCAUGCUGAUAAGUUAUUUUGUAGGUAAAGAUAAAUGGUCUGAGUACCGAGUUUUGCACUGGUUAAUGAGAAAUCAAGGGAUAGUAUGUUUCUCCUCUU
Punica granatum (pomegranate) is the source of this 1925-nucleotide messenger RNA. Lineage: Eukaryota; Viridiplantae; Streptophyta; Magnoliopsida; Myrtales; Lythraceae. The record is from RefSeq and is a predicted model, not a curated record.